GCCCAGAGCACCUCGCAGGGGCUUAGCGGACGCGAGGGGUGCGAAUGGGCAGAGCAGAAUCUCUAGAAGGGAAAAUGAGCACCCAGGAUCCUUCAGAUCUGUGGAGCAGGUCGGACGGAGAAGCUGAGCUGCUCCAGGACUUGGGAUGGUACCAUGGUAACCUCACCCGACAUGCAGCCGAGGCUCUUCUCCUCUCCAAUGGAUGCGACGGGACCUACCUUCUGCGGGACAGCAAUGAAAUGACCGGCCUGUACUCUCUCUCUGUGAGAGCCAAAGACUCUGUCAAACACUUCCACGUUGAAUAUACUGGAUAUUCAUUUAAAUUUGGCUUUAAUGAAUUCUCAUCUUUGAAAGAGUUUGUCAAGCAUUUUGCAAAUCAGCCUUUGAUUGGAAGUGAGACAGGCACUCUGAUCGUUCUGAAACAUCCCUAUCCAAGAAAAGUGGAAGAACCAUCCAUUUAUGAAUCCGUCCGGGUUCACACAGCAAUGCAGACGGGAAGAACAGAAAACGACCUCGUGCUCACUGCCCCGUCUCUGGGCACCAAAGAAGGUUACCUCACCAAACAGGGGGGGCUCGUCAAGACCUGGAAAACGAGGUGGUUCACUUUGCACAGGAAUGAACUGAAAUACUUCAAAGACCAGAUGUCACCAGAACCAAUUCGGAGCCUAGAUUUAACAGAAUGUUCGGCUGUACAAUUUGAUUAUUCACAGGAAAGAGUGAACUGUUUUUGCUUAGUAUUUCCAUUCAGGACAUUUUAUCUCUGUGCAAAGACAGGAGUAGAAGCUGACGAGUGGAUCAAGAUAUUACGCUGGAAGUUGUCUCAAAUAAGAAAACAGCUUGAUCAGGGGGAAGGCACAAUCCGAUCUCGGUCAUUCAUCUUUAAAUAGACAGACCUUCCUCGAUGAGGGAUGCCCUGACCCAGGAUCAGGGUGGAAUGUUCCUGAUGUUGUGAUCCACAGCAGGUUGCAGAUGAAAGCUAAGAUUUUUCUGCAGAAACAAAUCAAAAGCAGAUGCGGAUUUGGACCUUUCAGAAGACACCACAUUUGCUGACUCAGAAAACUGCUGCCCUUCAAGGUCCUGCCAUGUCCCUGAGAAUACCGAAGGCUCCUCGUUCUGAUCGAGGCGGAUGAACCACUGCGACCAGGCGUGCUCGAUCUUAGAACACGCAAUGGGAGAUGGUUUUCGUUUUCCCUCGUUGUCCCCAAGCUGGUUGACAUUAGUUACCCAAAGUCCCACUCUGCACCAGGGUCAACUCAUCUGACUUCCGGGUUGUGCUAUUAUCCAGGAAGGAAACAGCUAUAUAUGUAGGCCGAGGCUUGGACUGCUUUUCAGAAAGUGUAUUGAGAUAGCAAAUGUCCAAGAUUGGGGCAGAGGAGCAGUAUUGUUUCUACUUUUUUUCCCCUUUAUACAAAAAAACAAUUUCCAAAACUAAAAUGGAAAAUGUUUGUAGUAUUUAUUUUCUCUUUGCAAAAGGCUCAGAUACCUACUGGGUCCUUUCUUCCCCUCUAAUGAUAAACCUGUGAGAACUAAAUCUCCUAUGGGCUAUUGGGUAAGAUGAUAAGGAUAAUGGAAGGUGCAAUCUUAAAAAAGCAUCUCUUUUAGUCAUUUUGGGGGAAACGCUUUAAAGAGUGAGAAAACAUAGAGGAAGAGUGAUAAAGUAGUAACUUGUAGUUUAAUAAUACCACGUCAAUUAUUAUCAUAACAAUAAUAGAGCACCUGUAAGCACUAAGUUAUCUUCAUCCAACAGUUUCUCAAACCGACUGAAAGAAACUUUUCAACAAGAGUGUGUUAUAACAAUCCCUUCCCCAGAGUGAGAGGGAGGUAUUGGCCCAAGAGAAGAAAAGAUGUACCUUGCACCGCACGGAACACCCUACGCCGUAUUCAAGAGCAACUUCUUUUGUCUAUUGAGGGAGUAACACUAAAUCCACAUGCAAAGGGUAAUGAUGUGUUUGUUACACAGCGUUUUCAAGCCAGAACAAGGGGAUUGAAAUAGGGGCAUGAGAUACUGGCAUCCAGAGCUCCUAAAUAGAUUUUAACCCCUUCUGUUAUCUUUAUUAAUACUGCUUUUUGAGACUGAAGUUUGAAGGGAGACAAAAGUGGAGGAAGAACCCAAACAAAAAGGUUGUGGAGCAAAGGUAUGAUAUGAUGCUGCUCUUGCAGUCCAAAGGGCUACCUUGUUGAAUACGCUUCUUCUGUUAUUUAAACACCUAGGACUCAGAAAUUACAUUAAAUCUUUGUUAUGUUUCAACAAGGUUUUUAAUGUAUUUUGUAAUGUUUGUAUCAUACGGGAUAAAGCAAGUGUCAAGUUAAAAUGUAUUGUGUCAAGUUUGCAAAGUAAGGAGUUAAGACAUAAAUCUUCACUGAGACGUAGUUUUGUUUUUUCUUAGAUCCAAGGGUGUUGUGUAGGUAACAUUGUUUUUACUUUUUGUAAAAUAUGUCAUGUUUAUUUACAUCCUUUGGUUAUCUUUAUUCAAAACAGCAUGAUUUUGCUGUGCCUGUAAUAUUUUCCUAGUAUUUUUAAUAACUGUAAUUUAAAAGAAAUAUAACCAAUUACUAUCAUAAAUAGCAAUGAAGAGUCCACUUUGGUUAGACUAUGAGCUACAGAGGAUUCCGAGUUGAAGAAAUAAUCCCCGUCCUCAAGGAGUUUUCAGUUGAAUAUGGAAAAGAUAAGAAAGACAUCCAGGAUGAUGUACAGAAGUAAAUACGAUAAAUACUGCAAGUGAGGCACAAAAAGCUAAUAUGAUGGAGUGGGCUUCAGCUGGGAUAAAGCCAUUUUCUGGAGGGUUUUGACAUGAAACGGACGAUCUAACAUACACCAUGCAACUAGUACUACCCCAGAUGCUUUACCUGCUCUCGGCAGCCCUGAAAAGUGAUCGCGAUUUCACCACCCGAGAGAUCUCAGCGAAGGGCCCUAGGACGAGGGAGGAGGAUUCGUGCCAAAUCGGAGUGGGGCUGUUUGGGAGAAUAGCUGUCUGUGUCAAGCUCUGUCGCUAACAGUAUGUGCUCAUCAUAAAGUACCUGAAGACACAGCCGAAGGACUAGCAGUUAUUCUCAGAAUCCCCCCAAGCCCGGGAAAAUCUUGCCCCACAGAAGCACUGCUGCCUCUGGACCAGGGGAGCGCCCCGCUCAAAGGUAAGAUGGCUGUUACUGUCUCGGAGGGAAACCCGUCCCUAUUCCUGGGCCACUGGACAGGACACUGAGCAGGCCACGUUCCCUCUCUUCCAGCCACAGGGCACUCGGGAGACUGGGCUCUUCGGUCCUUCCCUCUCACUCACGCUCGGGAUACAGGCCAGGGAGUUACACCGAGUCUCUGCCUGUUUCAGGCAGAGAGCAAGAGAAUUAUUACAGGGUGAAUAUAAAUUCGACUUCCCUCCUCUACUGCUACUUCAGGUCAACUGCAGCAAACUUGUAGUUUUGUCAAAGUCUUCCCAGGCACGUUGAGCCUACACUCCGCUCACCACGAUUCAGGCUGUCUGGGCAUGACGUCGAGCAGAGCUUCUUAAAUUAUCUGUGGAAAAGGGCCAGAUUUGCUUCCUUUUAAAAUUUAUUUUCUAUCACAGACUGGGAAUUUGUAAAAUCCAAUAAGUUAUUAGAACACUGAAGUAAAAAUACAACUAUCACAAUCCCAUUUUUAAAAUCAAAUUCAAUAGACGACAUAAAGUUAGUAGGUCUGUGUUUUAAACCCUUAACCCUCAACUUCUGUAACGUAUUUUGUACUAACAGAACAGCCCAGUCUGUGGACAUUUCAAGUAGGUCUGGCUGGUGGACAGCCACGUAAA
Molecule: messenger RNA, 3779 nt
Organism: Kogia breviceps (pygmy sperm whale)
Lineage: Eukaryota; Metazoa; Chordata; Mammalia; Artiodactyla; Physeteridae
Gene: DAPP1
Product: dual adaptor of phosphotyrosine and 3-phosphoinositides 1
Source: RefSeq, a predicted model, not a curated record